Acanthaster planci (crown-of-thorns starfish) is the source of this 5178-nucleotide messenger RNA. RefSeq names its product nucleolar MIF4G domain-containing protein 1-like. NCBI's taxonomy places the organism in Eukaryota, Metazoa, Echinodermata, Asteroidea, Valvatida, Acanthasteridae. Gene Ontology annotation, biological process: ribosomal small subunit biogenesis. Gene Ontology annotation, molecular function: protein binding; RNA binding. Gene Ontology annotation, cellular component: nucleolus. The record is from RefSeq and is a predicted model, not a curated record.
ACCUGACGUCUGGUUUUAAUUCGUGAACCGCCGCGCACGCCGGAUCGAUUUGUUUUAGACGGGUCUGGUUCCUGUUACCAAGACAGCCGACUGAUGUCAGAAAGUGGACUGAAACCUGUCUAAACUCAAGGCAGCAUGAACUAGCUUCACGGGCAAUUUUUCAGAACUGUGUUGCAGGAAGGAUGCGUAAAUCGAGAUAUAUAUUUGAAUAUUUGAUGUGUGAUGAAAUUUCACCUUCUGACCUACAUGUAAUUUGUGAAAGUUCCAAACUUGCCACGUAUCCAGAGUACUAGCAUGACUAGGCCUACCUUCAGAACAGUGGGUACGGUCCGAGCAUGCCAACCAUGCACCACCAUGUCGCAUCAUAAUGGAACAAUGAAGUCAUCUUCAACAAGAGGAGGCAGCAGUAGGUCCUGUAGACACAUUACAGGGCCUCCCAACCUCAGACGGAUACGUAAAAUGAUUUUGCGAAUGGAUGGCAAAAACAGAAGAAAGUCCACCAUGAACACUAGUAGAACUAACAGACAGGAGAUUUCUCGGAAGGAGAAAAGGAAGAUGAAAAAAGUCAGAGGAAAAGCCUACCAUGCAAAAAAGUUGAAUGCUGGUAAUCUUCAAAAGGAUUCAUUUCAAGGGAACUUGAAAGUACUGGGCAAGAACCGGGAGAAGAACAAGCGCAAAAAACGCAACAGAGCAUUAAAGCUUAGAGAAGAGCAAGCAGUGGCAAGGAGAGAAGAAGAACUAGCGCUAGCAAACAAAGAAGACGAGAGAACCAUAAAAAAGUUAGAAAACAACAUGAAUUUCAGGAAGAAGAUCAAGAAGAAUGCUCUACCAUUUGCCCUUAAAGCAGAUGGGCUAGACUAUCUUUUAGAUGUUGUGAAUCAGGACUAUAAUGAGAUGAUUGCAGAUGAAGCUGUUGACUGUCAGGACAACCCACAUAGUGACCUGGAUGCAUACAGUGAAGCAAGUAGUGAUUCAAACAAUGAGUCAGGUUGUGACAGUGACCAGCAUGCAUCAGUCAGUUUUAAGAAGCAACUUACCAGGAUUGAAUCUCAUCAGUGUUGUAGAACCAGUGAAAGUACAGACAAUGAGGAACUUGACAUACAUGUAGAUGAGGCUGGUAUGGAUGAAGCAGAGCAGUUGGAGAAGUGUACUGAUGCCCAUGUGGAAUCUAAACUACAAGGCCAGAAAACAUCAAACCCUCAAAAAAGAAAACAUACACACAUUGAAAAGGAUGGCUCAAAUGUACAUCAAGACAGUCUAGCCCCCCAAAAGUCAUCAGCAGUGAAGAUGGAUCCAUAUGGCAAUGUCGUUGAUGAACACCAAAGAAAGAGCACUGAAUCGUACAUACCACCACAGAAAAGAGCUAAGAUGAUGGGUUGUAAUCAGGAGAGACAUCAACAGCUUGGCAGAUUACAGAAACAGCUGAAAGGAUUAAUCAACAGAUUAAGUGAGUCUAACAUACAGUCAAUCAGUGGACAGAUUGAAGAAUUGUAUCUGACCAACAGCCGCAAUGAUAUGAAUCAACUAUUAACUGAAUUGGUGCUAGACUCCUGUGUUGGUCAGUUAUUGAGUGGAGACAGGUUAGUCAUGGAACACAUCAUGCUGAUCGCUGUACUUAAUGCAAGCAUUGGCACAGAAGUUGGAGCGCAUUUCAUUGAGACAUUGGCCAGAAGGUUUGCAGAUCUUUAUUCACAAGGAGAAAACUAUGGCGAUGGUAAACAAUGCGACAAUGUUAUCCUACUGUUCACUCACCUCUACAACUUUAGAGUGAUUCAUUGCACUUUGAUGUAUGACAUCAUCCGUAAACUAGCAGACAACUUUACUGAGAGAGAUAUAGAAAUGCUUCUCCUCAUUCUGAAAAAUACAGGAUUGAUGCUACGAAAGGAUGAUCCAGAAGCACUGAAGGAAAUUAUCUUGCAGAUUCAAACCAAAGCCAAAACAUGCCCAGAAGAAUUCCAACGGCAGUCAAGAGUCAAGUUCAUGCUGGAAACUAUUUAUGCAGUUCGUAACAACAAUGUCCGAAAGAUCCCAAACUAUGAUCCAGACCAACUACAGCGAAUGAAGAAAACACUGAAGGCUAUGAUUAAAGCCAAGGGUCAUACUGAUUCAGAGACUACAUUGCGAAUUUCUCUGGAACAUCUUCUAAGUGUGGAGGAACGAGGCCGCUGGUGGAUUAUUGGCUCAUCAUGGUCUAGCAACAAACCAAAACCUGUGCAACAGCAUAGUUCCUCAGAGAAACAAGUUGUCAUUGAUACACCUAGUAACACAGUUGUAGAGUUGUUUCGGCAACAGCGAAUGAAUACUGAAUUAAGGAAGGCCAUAUUCAGCAUUGUCAUGACCGCAGAGGAUUAUUUAGAUGGUUAUGAGAAGAUUUUGCACCUGAGUUUGAAGUCUGGCCAAGAGAGAGAAGUUGUUCAUGUCAUCAUCAAUUGUUGCCUGCAAGAGUCAGUGUAUAAUCCAUACUAUGCCCAUCUUGGAACCAAACUAUGCCAGCAUGACAGAAAAUACAAGAUGGCUUUCCAGUUUGCUUUCUGGGACAAAUUCAAGAUUCUCUCAGAGUUCUCUAGCAGAAAUCUUGCUCUUCUGAUCAGUCAGAUGUUGCUUUUCAGAGCUAUUUCCAUUUCUGUUUUGAAGGUGAUAGAAUUUGCAGACAUUGACAAGACUACAGUUCACUUUCUCAGGCAAACCUUGAGAUCACUACUUUUAAGUCCAUCCCAGAAAUCUGUUAUGGCUGUGUUCAGCUCGGUGACAUCGUUGCAAAAGUUGCAAAGCUUCCGUGAGAGUCUCCGUUUAUUUCUGCUGCACUUUUUACUUUCAAAGAAAAACACUAGUAAAACUGCUGAUUUGCAGGUGGAGUCAAAACUGAGAGAACGUGUUCAACAAGCUAAUCAAAUUCUGGCAGAAGAUUGUAGUGCAACAUUUUAAAGAUUUCACACAGGGUUUGUGAGACCACUAAAGACAAUUCUACCAGUAAUAGUCUCCAUGUCACUGUCGAAGAAGACAGAGUCUUAGCUUACCCUUUAAAAGGCAGUUUUUACUUGAAGACUGUGCAAUGACCGUACUAAACAGUCAUGCAUGUGUCUUAGUACCCCAGUACCUGUAUCUCUGCACAUACUGCAUUGUGUUUGUCUCAAUUUUGCACAUGUAUCUCGCAUCCAUUUUGUAUAUCAUAUUAGUAAUAUUUCGCAAGCUGCAUUGGCAGUGUUCUGUGAUAGGUUAUCUUGUGUCAUGUGUGUCCCUUCAGUAAUCCAGUUGUUUCCAACUGGACAGACACAUAUCCGCAUUUUGACCAUUUUCAUGCAGAAUUUCAACUCAAUGGAGAAAGGUAAUUACGUGUUGAAAUGAAUUUAGAAUGAAGUUAGUAAGUUCAAUGAAAACGUCUUGCCAUGAAAACAAAGCAUUGGAGGCAACAUAAUUUUGUCAAGAUGAAGGCACAUGUGUGCUUUAUUCAAAGCAUUCUGAAGAAUGAGUAAAGAUACUUUUCCAGUAAUGCUGAAUUCAGUGUGACAGUAAAUUUCAGUGUCACAUAUUUCAUCAAAAACUCUUGAACUACAAGUUAUCUCUGGAAAAGUCUAUGAAAAACCAACAUCAGUGCAAAGUGACCUGUCUUCCUGUAAGUUUCACAGGUGUUAGUCUUAAGGUGUAGAAUAUGCAUGCAUAAUUUAACUUCUUUACAUUGUAUUGAAGUGACCCACUAAGGGCAAAGACAUGUCUUGGUUUAGUGCACUUUGUGAAACCCGUGCAGUGAACAAUUGAGGUUUCAAGAACUAAUGUAAAGUUAAGGGGGUUGUGCGUGUGCAUUUGGCACACUUACCUGUGAAUUCUGGAUUUUGGUUUCCUCAUGUUUUAGAUUAAAGACUCAGAGGAAGAUCUAGUUAAAAUUUGACACAAAUUGCCCAUUUGCAAACUAUUUCACUAAAUGGCAUUAGUAAAUUAAAAGAAUUUUUAUUUCAUAAAAACAAAUAACUUAUUGUGAGUUAGUUUGUAAAAAUGCAAGUGCGCACAAAGGUUUACCUUUACGUUAGUUCAUAGUGACGGUGACAGUGCAUGUAGUAGUUCAUGCAAGGUAAACUGUAACUGAACAUAAAACCUCACCAAGAUUCUUAGCCUUGCAAAAGUAGAAUCGUGACACUUGCAAUAUUCUGAAAAGUUGAGUAGAAAUCCUCCCACAGUCCCACAAAUUUAAGCCACAUUUCCCUCAAUCAUUUGGACUUGAAUGUGUAUGAAUUCAAUUGUAAAUUACUUGCUACAUCAAUCUGUUACCUGCACUUCAGUUUGCCCUUCUUAAUGAGAAUACAAAUGCAAACAUGGACACAGUAAAAUUAAAUGCAAGUUGGAAUUAUCUGCAUGCCUAGAAUACUUAUUGUACUCUUUCACACACUAUUUUCAAGGGAUACACAAGGUUAUUUAACAAACACCAAUAUGUAUAAAUUUCAAGACUUACUUUUGGUCAUUUACACUUCUAAAUUAUACCAAGGUGAUACUUAGAUUUAAUUGGUAUAGUACAGGGUGUGUACAGGUGGCUGUAAAUUAUGCAAAUUCUGUACUGUACCUUGGAAUACAAGUGUUGAUUUGAGAACAUUCAAAAUGCCCCAACGCCAUUGAGUUUCUUCACAGAUUUGGUCGAAAUCUUCACCCACAUUAAAAACUACUACAUAGCAAAUUAUUCAUGUCUGAAUUAUGGCAGACUUACUUUUGCCAAAGUACCUGUCAGUAGUCUUGGAAGCACCUAGACGGAAUGCAUUGAAAAAGUAGUUCCUGGCAGAGCAAGAUAUUUCAGCUUGCUUACCUUUCCCAGUCCUUGGCAGAUGCAACCAACAGGCAACUAUUAACCAACAGACAACUAUCAGCCACUUUAAGUUGGCCAACAGUCCAUUUAGCUUAUAAGGUAGAAACAAUCCUCCAAACAAAAAAGAUACGAUUGGGGAGUGGCUUAAUUGUGAGCUAUAUACAUACAUGUAGUUCCAUGGUCACAUCCAUGGUAAAUACCACUGCUCAAAUUAAUCCGUGAAAUAGUGUCGUGGUGUGUAUAUUAUCAUUAAAAGCAUGCAUUUCAUCUUCCUUGGUCCUACAGUACUAGUUAGGCAUGAGUAAUGAUUGAUAAAUUGUUCAUGAUUACAUGUAUUAAAUACACAUGUAUAAAAGAAUACAAUAAAAUACUUCUUUUCUAUUGAUUAA